CACAGCUAACACUGUCUACCCCUGCUUAGCAUUUUAAUCUAUGUCUGUCAAAGCACGGAAGGGGACCCGAGAGCCGCAUUCGAUCACCGAUAUAGGUAAAUGACAAAGUACAGGUGUCUGAACACGCUCCGUCAUCCGGUGAUCGAACUAGGGAGAUAUUGGAAUAACAUGAACUCAGAUCGAUAACGCUAUAUUCCGGACCACAGGUGGAAUAUCAAGUGCACCGAGUGAGGAAUCGUGUGUGUUUAUUUGGAUACCUAGCGCCCCUAAAUCGAAACUUGUACAGUAAAUCUAAUAGGAGAGACAUGGUUAUUGAUAAAUUGAACAGAAUGGAGUUCGUUCGGGUGACAUCCUAUUUAAAAAGCGGAAACAUUUAGUUGGACAUCUUUAAUUAAACCCAGAGACAGUAUAGGGGAUUGUUGUGAAAUUCAGUAUGUCGAUAAUGGGGUCCUCAAUUCUCCGUUAUGAAGACGAAAUCAAAAAACGUCUCGAAAAGCUGUCAAGAAUAUAUGACUUCUCGACAAUGAAGAUUUUCAUGACAGUGGAAUCGCUGGGAGAGGAUAGAGUCUGCGCUACGUACAACCCCGACAAGAGGGAAUGCUGGGAUACCUUCCUACUCCGGAAGGAAGCGUGUCGUCUGGAUCUUAACAAGCACGAGAAAAUCCGACAGAAGUACCAAGAUUUCCUCCACAAAGUAUCUCGAGAGGACCAAGGGAGACAAUUUCAUGCAUCAAUGAUGUCCCUCUUCUACAGAAACGGCGCAGCCGACCCAUUUGGUCACGUGAAAGAAAUUGGAAGUGACUCUCUUUCAGGAUUCUGUAACCAUCUCUGUCGUCUCUUUGAGAAAAAGAUAUGUAGUUGGUUUGAGGGGUUCGAAGCUGCAGCAGUAAAAUUAACUGGACACGUAAAGGUUUCGAACUUUGUGCGUGUUCUCAGUGGCCAAGUGGAUGCCCUGUGUCAGCGAGACGGUUGUAUGUGCGCAGUCGCAGUAAAGGUCACCGGAAUGGAUACCCUUCGACCCCUUGACCUCGCUGAACUAGCCUUUUGCAAAACACUAAUCGUUCAGAAUGGUUUGGCGGAUCCAAAUUUCUUGAGAAUGUGUGUGCUUUGUUUACAUUUGUCCAAUGAGAAACCGAUUCUGCGUUUAUGGGAAUACACCCCGACAGAUGAAAUGGAACGAGCAAUAGCUGAAGCUGACAUUGAUAAAAUGAUAGAUUCCGGAGGACUGACACAGUUCCAUGAAUUCUGGCAUAAAAAUGUUCACAUUCCUCCGCCGGGCUACGCAAGCGAUAAGUCCACAAAAUCAUUGUUUGGAUCGUCUAGGAAUUAAAAGAGAUAUCACCUACAAAGCCCCAGCUAUGAAUAUUACUUGGAGUUCAUAGAAAAACAGUGCAUUUUGACGAAUUUCGCCCUGAUUUAGAUAAACAGAUUUCACGAAAGGUCACGUCCAUCGUCGUCAGCAACAAACCCCUCUAAACUGGUCUGACCAUUUCAUAUAAACUUUUAUCAGCAUUUCGUUAUGUUAUAAAGGCCUCAUGAGUCAAUUUUUUGUGGGUACCGCUUGGAAAUGUUUAAGUGUCAGACUAAAUAUACUUUGUCUUUAUUGUACAUGAAUUGAAAAUAAACCUACGCAUGUAUACUAGUGUAUGUAUUCGUGAGUUUUGUAAAGCUAUCUGUGAUAUUAAAUUAAUGUUGUACAUGUAUCUCAGUAUAUCUUGUAUUCACCAAAAUUUACAAAAAAGGAAGGUGCAACAAAACAGCAUUGACAUGAAUUCGAAGCAAGUUGCUUAAUGAAAGUUAAAAAACCCAAUAAAAUAGUCAAAUUUCAA
This is a messenger RNA of Magallana angulata, 1829 nucleotides long. RefSeq lists its product as uncharacterized. The transcript has a single exon. The record is from RefSeq and is a predicted model, not a curated record. The coding region runs from base 434 to 1330 and encodes 298 amino acids. NCBI's taxonomy places the organism in Eukaryota, Metazoa, Mollusca, Bivalvia, Ostreida, Ostreidae.